AUGGCCGUGAACGUCCCUGGAGUGGUAAUGAUGGUGCUUUUCUACCUGCUGGUCCUCGGGACCGGGAUCUGGGCUGCUUUCAAGUCAAGAAGGGAGCAGAAGAAAAGUAAAGCCAAUAAAAUGGAGAUGGCUCUGCUGGGAAACCGAAGCAUCAACUGGAUGGUGGGGAUCUUCACCAUGACAGAAUUACUCAAACAACUGUUAAACUGCUUUUGUUUUUUUUUUGUUUUUUUAAACCUCUUCAUCUUCCCUGUAGCUACGUGGACUGGUGGAGGAACAAUAAUUGCCACAGCAGAGAUGGUGUACACGCCCUCUAUAGGUCUAAUUGAAGCAGGCAUCAUGACUCUUGCAUACAGCAUAUCUUUUGUUUUAUGUGGUCUGGUGUUUGCUAAACCCCUGAGAGAACUGAACUGCGUGACAAUGAUGGACCCCUUUUAUUUCAAGUAUGGAAAAGUGAUAACAGCUGGACUCUCGUUGUCCUCACUUUGUAUCGACUUGACCUGGUUUCCUCUUACGCUCACUGCGUUAGGAGGAACCAUGAGUGUUAUCUUGGACUUGUCCUACAAUGUGUGUAUCUGGAUCUCUGCUUCUGUUGCCAUCAUCUACACACUGCUGGGAGGUCUCUACUCUGUGGCCUACACUGAUGUCAUACAGCUGAUCCUCAUAUUCAUCAGUUUGUGGCUCUGUGUUCCUUUUGUGUUGAUGAACCCGAACACCCUGGACAUUAGCCAGACACUGUUGAACAACACCUUACACGCUCCAUGGAUUGGUGAACCGGACCUGAAAAAGACAGGGCUCAUGAUUGACCAGUUUCUAUUAUUUGCACUGGGGAGUCUGGGAUUUCAGUGUGUACAUCAGAGGACCUUGGCGGCUUCUUCUUUAUCCACAGCCAAGCUCACCUGUGUAGUCGCUGCUUUCCUUUACAGUGUGUUUAUAAUACCGCCUAUAUUACUGGGAGCAGCUGCUGCAUCCACAGAUUGGAACAUGACGUCUUAUGGUUCUCCAUUUCCGUAUGAACGUGGGGAAAAAACGAUGGUCCUGCCGAUCACCUUGCAACACCUGACCCCACCCUUUAUUUCCAUCCUUGGCACCGGAUGUGUGGCUGCUGCUGUGAUGUCAUCAGCUGACUCUGUGUUGAUUUCUGCAGCGUCUGUCUUCACAUCCAGCAUUUACAAGAACAUCCUGAGACAAAAGGCGUCGGAGAGAGAGAUUCAGUGGGUGAUCCGUGUCACUGUGGUGGUUGUUGGUUUGAUUGGGACAUCAUUAACCAUUCAGAAAAAGAGUGUGUUAUUCUUCUGGUUCAUUAGUGCUGAGGUGGCCUACCUCAUUAUCUUCCCACAGCUGUUGUGUGUUCUUUUCUUGAACAUUUCCAACGGUUAUGGAGCUGUUGCAGGAUGUGUUUUAGGAGUUAUGCUGAGACUCCUCAGUGGAGAGCCAUCACUUGGACUUCCAGUUACCAUUUGCCUCCCAGGAUGUGUCCUUGAGGAUGGCGUUUAUGUCCAGUACGCUCCAGUGAAGACCAUCUCCAUGCUGUUGUCAGUCACUGCCAUUGUGGUGUUCUCCUUUCUAGGGUCUGUGCUCUUUAACAAAGGUCUGCUUCCAGAGAAGUGGGAUGUGUUUAAGGUGAAAGUUCAACCCUCACCACAACAACUGAGUCCAGUUCACAGAGCCAAGGAAGACCACGAGGCUGAGCUGUUGACUAACAAAGGCUUUGAGACUAACACUCAAGAGCUAGUAAGGAACACACAGUGUUAGUGUCUCCCAUCAUCUGCUGUUGGAGUUCUAACACCAUAAGAAUAAUUCUGCAUGAUGUGUGGGCAGACUGCUUUAAUAUAAAGGUGGCAUGGUUUAAUCAAGUGUCAUAACUGAAUAGAUUAAUUCCAGGGAUUAAAGAUUUUUUUGUGUGGUGAAAAAUCUACUGUUGCAUAUUAAUUUAUAUAAGUGAUAAACGCAAAACUAUAUUUAAAUGUUUGUACGGGUUAGUUUUGGGUUACAUUUAUUUUGAGAAAAACAUCCAAACGUUUCUUUUCUUUGUUGUGGGCUGCUUACUGUUUCGAUGAUCGGGGAUUUUGUUUUGUGUUCUGUAGUGACCUCUAGUGGGAGUUACCAAGCACCACUUCAAGGCGUUGUAUAGUUCGGCUGUUUUUUGCAGGUCUUGGGAUUCUAUCCAUUUAAUAUCUUAGCUGUUUCUGUUCAUAUGUGCUGUCUGCGCUGAUGUCGUUCCUGGGGUCAGUUUCUGGGGUCACUCCCCACAUCUUCGUUUGGCCCUUGGUCUUUCUAAUGGAUUCUCCUGUUCAGUCUUUCUGAAGUUGCUAUUAAGAAACACCUGGGUCCUAGAUAUGGGUGUGUCAAAUUCAUUUUCCCCAGGGGCCACAUCAGCAAUGUGGUUGCUAUCCAAGGGUGGUUUGUAACUGGAAGACUAUA
Molecule: messenger RNA, 2424 nt
Organism: Cynoglossus semilaevis (tongue sole)
Lineage: Eukaryota; Metazoa; Chordata; Actinopteri; Pleuronectiformes; Cynoglossidae
Product: high-affinity choline transporter 1-like
Exons: 8
Coding region: 1-1755 (584 amino acids)
Biological process (GO): acetylcholine biosynthetic process; choline transport; transmembrane transport
Cellular component (GO): plasma membrane
Molecular function (GO): choline:sodium symporter activity
Source: RefSeq, a predicted model, not a curated record